AUGCGUUGCACGAGUUACCUCGUGCUUUCCUGCUAUGCCUUGGCAUUCUCCCCCGCCUUGGCAUUGCCACAAGCCACGCCAUUGCCACAAGCCACGCCAUUGCCACAAGCCACGCCAUUGCCACAAGCCACGCCAUUGCCGCAGAAAAGAGGCAUUGGGAACUCAACCGUUCGGGCCAAUACCCUCGCGAAUGCCACUGCCCAUGGCCUCGGAAAUAGUACUACGAGUGAGAGUAAAUUCGGGAUCAAAGCGGAAGCUGGAGGGGGAACUAUCACUAUGGAUCUGGGACCGCUCUCAGUUUUCACGCAGACAACAACUGGCCUAGCGACCCCUACUGGUAUUGGCUAUUUCAUCUAUCCAACCGAUUAUAAUCAGCUUUCAGCAAUACCACCAGAUGGGAUUCGCGUCGUCUUCGGUGAAUUAACGCAACAACAUCUGUUGGCAAAGUUCCAGGAUGUAUGCAACCCGAGCAAUCCCAGUGAUCCGGCAUGUAUCGAAAGUCUCGCAGAAAUUCUCGAUCAAGAAGCGCCUGAUCUAAAAAAACGCUUCCUGCCUGCAAUACCUGUAAUUGCAGUAAUACUUGCUUCCGAAGCUUUGGUGUCAGCCGUACUCGCAGAGUUGUUCCUCGAUUCAGGACCGAAUCCCAUGCCCGUAGGCCAGGUACACUACGUAUCAACUGUGCUGGCCAGCGUGGCAGCCGUAUCAUCGGCGAUCGGCGCAUCCGUUAUCUUAGUAGAAACCGCCACGGAUGACAAACACGCCAUAAUCAUCAGCACGACCGAGCUAACCUCAUUCAACCCGUCCCCUACAGCCUCCGCUUCUUCUGCCGGGACUGCGUUACUGACCUCCGACUCCUCCAAUCAUUUCGUGCUCCAGAUUCAAAGCACAGACAUGCCGGCUCUUCAGAGUGCCGAGACCGCGACCGCCACGGCAAGCUCGGCACCCGCUUGCACCACCGGUACAUCACCGUUGAUUGAGAGAGACGAUACUGAUGUGUACAACGAGACUUUGUGUCUGGCCAAUGAGCUUAUGUACAACGCUGAUGGUCUCAUGAACCCAAAUGGCCUUAUAAGUACUUUCCGGACGCAGAUUGUAGAAAUCGCCGGCCAGUUGGAGCCAGACUUCAACCCCAUUUUCCAAGACCUGAGAGUGGCAGGAGCGUUCGCAUUGUUCCUGGCCGCGAGCGACACACUCCUUCCCAUACUGUUCCCUGGUCUACAUCAAGCAGGAUGGCUCGUGGCCGCGUUCAUUGCUUUCGGUCUCACCAUGCUACCAUUUGCUUCAAACACCCAAGGUAAGCUUCGAACAGAGAGCGGUAUUACUCAAAUCGUUCUCCAAGUCACCAAGGGGAAAUUCAAAUCUCAGCCGAUCUGCCCCCCCAGCGAACAGCCUUACGACUGCGCAUCUGUUCUGUGCGCUGGCAACGCCCACAAUAUCUGCACCGGUCCCUGGUUGGAUACCUGUCCGUGUGUCACAUGCCCAUCCGGACAGGAUAUGCCAUCUUGCUAUGAUUGUAACAGUGCUAACCCUUAUACCGGCAAGUGCGCAACGGUAAAUCCGGGCUGCUCCUGCUACGUUGACACGACGCAGAAUUCCAAUUUCCAGGAUCUUGCCUUCAACCUGCACGCUCUUCAGAUAUGGAAUUCACUCCCAUCGUGGUCGUCCAGCCCAUCGUUCCCUUAUAUGUUAGGGGUGACGUGUAGACCUGAUAACUCCUGGUACUCAACUUGCCAAUAUCCGAACACACAUACCGGCUCCGCAUUUGGAGCAAAUCUGGAUUUCGAGAGGUGUCUGACAAGCUUUUCAACCCCAGGCAAUCCGCAUGCCAUUAAUCCCAAACAACUCCCGAAUCCGACUAUGCCCACGGAUCUGAUGAUGGGACCAGGGUCAUUGAACGUGACCAUGAUAUGUCCGACUAAUAAAAACACGGUGGAUUUCGUUAUCAAUGUCGCCUACGCGCCUGGCUGCAUCUCACGGGCCUAUAGCGGCAAAAGUAACAUCUCGGAUCCAGUUGGUGAUGGUUCGAUUAACGGCUUGGAUGUACUGAGAGGAAAUUAUUACGGCUGCCUGAACAUGAUCGCGUCGUACGACCCCAAUGCAAAAGCGAUUGACAUGGUCCCCGGAAGCGCAGGCCAGGGAUACAAAGUCUCGAGCCUUCCCGCCCCCGGAAAUCUUUACCCUGGCGCCAGCAACUCAGGAGUAGGAGGUUGGAAUCAAAUCGGAUGCCUCAUCUAUGACGUGAUCCCCAGCAAGAACAGACCUUCGAUCUCCGUGAAUGCUGGCUCGAGCGAUGUCUCGUUCGUAGCAGCAAAUUGGGACCAAUACAAGACAGAUUGGCCGACGCUUGCCAAUACCUACUACGAGAACGGUGACUAUUACUGCCCACAACGCUACCCACAGUUUCACUGGGGAACUCCUCCUCCUGCCUGCAAGGCAUUCCCCUGCUCUCUUGGCAAUUCCAAGUAUGAUUCGAAUUCUGUUCAGUGUCUCAUACAGACUUAG
Messenger RNA from Letharia lupina, 2502 nucleotides. RefSeq lists its product as uncharacterized. The coding region runs from base 1 to 2502 and encodes 833 amino acids. The record is from RefSeq and is a predicted model, not a curated record. The transcript is spliced from 6 exons. NCBI's taxonomy places the organism in Eukaryota, Fungi, Ascomycota, Lecanoromycetes, Lecanorales, Parmeliaceae.